Fragaria vesca subsp. vesca is the source of this 1116-nucleotide messenger RNA. RefSeq names its product chitotriosidase-1-like. The transcript has a single exon. Gene Ontology annotation, cellular component: extracellular region. NCBI's taxonomy places the organism in Eukaryota, Viridiplantae, Streptophyta, Magnoliopsida, Rosales, Rosaceae. Gene Ontology annotation, biological process: carbohydrate metabolic process; chitin catabolic process. Gene Ontology annotation, molecular function: chitin binding; chitinase activity. Bases 1 to 1116 code for a protein of 371 amino acids. The record is from RefSeq and is a predicted model, not a curated record.
AUGCAAUACCAUCUAUCAAAAGUUCUCCUCCUCCUCCUCCUCCUCCUCCUCUUUUCUUUGAACUUCAAUUAUUCAUACACUCAGACAUGGAUCAAAGCCGGUUACCAUUACACCGGUGAAUUUUUCCUUGUCUCUGACAUAGAUUCCACAUUGUUCACUCACCUUAUAUGUGCUUUUGCGUAUAUAAACUCUAGCUCUUACCAGCUCUCAAUCAACUCCUCCACCCAACAGACAUUCUCCACUUUCACAAAAGUUGUCAAGCUCAAAAACUCCAAAAUCACAACCUUACUUUCCAUCUGGGGUGGCAGAGAAGACUAUUCAGUCUUAUUUUCAAUGCUGAACCAGUCUUCUCACCGGAAAUCUUUCAUUGAAUCCUCAAUUAGAACGGCUAGACUUUAUGAGUUUGAUGGCUUAGACCUUACAGGGGCUGUACCAAGAACAGUCAUGCACACUACAUCUUUGGGAACAUUUCUAGAUGAGUGGCGCGCUGCGGUGGAUUCUGAAGCAAGCAAGUCAGGAAAGCCAGGUUUGCUCUUGACAAUGGCACUUCAUAUGCAGGUUGUGGAUACUGUAACUUAUCCGAUCGACUCUGUUAGGAAGAACUUGAAUUGGGUUCGUCUUCUGGCAUAUGAUUACUAUCUUCCUAAAAAGGAAAACUACACACACCCUCAUGCCGCUUUAUAUGACCCAAUAUCAAAUGGGACUAACACGAACAGUCAUGUUAAGGACUUGAUAAACAGAGGACUACCUGCUAGCAAGUUGGUUUUAGGCUUGCCUUACCAUGGUUAUGGAUGGACUGUUCAGAAUCCCAGUAACUAUGUUAAUAAUGUUGGUGCACCGGCGUUAGGUCCUGCGGUUACCAUAGACGGGUCCAUGUCCUAUAAGCACAUCAAAUGGUUCAUUAAGACAUAUGGUGGAGUUCCCAUGUACAAUGACACUUAUGUAAUGAACUACUGCACAAUUCGGUCAAGUUGGUUUGAUUUUGAUGAUGUGGAGGCUAUCAGCGCGAAAGUUUCGUAUGCUAAAGAGAUGGGGCUUCUUGGCUACAGUGUGUUUCAAGUUGGCAAUGAUGACAAUUGGGUGCUCUCUAGGGCUGCAGGUAGGUUGAUAACUUGA